Molecule: messenger RNA, 1221 nt
Organism: Malassezia sympodialis ATCC 42132
Lineage: Eukaryota; Fungi; Basidiomycota; Malasseziomycetes; Malasseziales; Malasseziaceae
Biological process (GO): protein folding
Molecular function (GO): Hsp70 protein binding
Source: RefSeq, a predicted model, not a curated record
AUGGUGGUUGACAGUAAACUGUACGACAUCUUGGGAGUAUCCCCAGAUGCGAAUGACGCAGAAAUAAAGAAAGCCUAUAAGAAGCAGUCGUUGGCCAAUCACCCCGAUAAAAAUCCUGGCGACGAUGGCGCAUCGCAGCGGUUUCAGGAGGUGGCCAAUGCAUAUGAAACUCUAUCAGAUCCGGAUGCGCGUGCAGCAUAUGAUCGCUAUGGUAAUGCUGAUGAUAUUCCAGGUAUGGGUCCAGGGAUGGACAUGGAUGAUAUGUUCGCGUCAAUGUUUGGAAAUGCCACAUUCGGCUUUGGCAAAGGACGUCCUAAGCGUGCACAGGAUAGCGUCUUGCCGUAUGAUGUGAAACUUGAGGAGCUAUACAAUGGCAAGGUUGCCCAUUUCGCUCUAGAAAAGAAUGUUGUGUGUUCACAUUGCCAAGGUACGGGCGGAAAACCUGGUGCUGUGGCCAAAGACUGUGUUACUUGCGGAGGCAAAGGUCGAGUUUUGCAGCAACGUCAUGCUGGUAAUGGUAUGAUAUCCCAGACCAUGGCAACUUGCUCAUUGUGUGAUGGCAAAGGCAAGAAGUACCGCGAAAAAGAUCAGUGCAAGAAAUGUCACGGUAAAUGCGUUGUGACGGCAAAGACUCGUCUUCGAUUGGAGAUUCCGCGCGGCGGGUAUGAUGGUCAGCGUAUCGUCUUUGAAGGAGAGGGUGAUCAACUGCCGGACACUAAGCCCGCAUCGAUCAUUUUUGAGCUGAAGCAAAAGCCACACGAAACUUUCCAGGUUCGCAACUUGGAUCUGUUAGCAACUGUGAAUAUUCCGCUCUCAGAAGCUCUUCUUGGAUUUUCUCGGACUAUUCUUACUCAUCUAGAUGGACGUCAUAUCCAUGUUACAAAACAGCAGGGCGAGGUAAUCCGCCCGAACCAAGUGGAUAUAAUCCGUGGCGAGGGAAUGAUGGAUCAGAGGUACCUUGACCGUCGUGGUGAUUUAUUUAUUGCAUGGAACAUCGAAUUUCCUCCGGAUGACUGGAUGCGAUCUAUGGAUGCCGACGCAUUUUGCCGCCUCCUUCCGCCCAAGCGGCCCACUGUACCAUCAUCCGGCGAUACUAUUGUGGAUGAGGUUGCUACUUUGCCCGGAAAUAUGGAUGAAUAUGGCAACAAUGUUGGCACGCAGCAUCAGGAGAGGGACGAGUUUGACGCUGGUGAACCUGAAGUCCAAUGCGCCCAACAGUAA